Molecule: messenger RNA, 1035 nt
Organism: Colletotrichum abscissum
Lineage: Eukaryota; Fungi; Ascomycota; Sordariomycetes; Glomerellales; Glomerellaceae
Exons: 1
Coding region: 1-1035 (344 amino acids)
Source: RefSeq, a predicted model, not a curated record
AUGGUCGAGCAAAAUAGUCGCGAUGCCGUCUCCAGUCCUUCAGACAAGGGCAAGGGCAAAGAAGCUUCCACCGUCCCUCCCUCCGAUGUCCAAACGGCGCCUGAUGAUGGCACAGCUCUACAUCAGCAAGGUGACCGAAAUACACCGCCCAACUCCUCAUUUGCAUCCCGCCUUACGGCAUCUGCGGCCAGCCUUUCUCGCAGCGCUCUGACAGCUUCCUCUGCCACCGAAACCAUCCGUAACGGAACGACGGGAGCGAAAGUUUCACCCGGAACUUCCUCCUACUCUGCCCAGGGCUCCGGAAGCCACCGAGAUACUGCUACGUAUCGCAGUCCAAGCAGCGCGAACCCCGGCACCGCCACGGGCUUUGGUUCGGCAACAGGUCUAUCCACCGCUGGUGGACAGCAGUAUGAAGACUUCAUGGAUGCUCAAGCUCAAGCGGUUCUCGAUGACCCCUCUCAGCCUCAGAGAUCAGCCGAGGUUCAGGAAAGCAACUCUGGGAUCGUCCUUGUCAGCGAACACACUCAACACAUACCUCUCUCAUCAGGCAUCAAGUCCGAUUUCCAGAUACAAGAGGCCAACGACGGCCUAGGCGUUGUUGAUCUACUAAACUCUCUCGAGUUGGAUGGGUUUGACGUGAAUGAUGACGACCUGCAGACGUAUAUAUCCCCAGAAGAAGAAUUGUCGCUAAAAAGAGCCCUUUUCGACGAUGCCCAUGGAAGAACUGCCUCCAACUGGACCUCCCUCCUCGACUUCCAGCCCCAUUUUCUGAAUGGAGACGAUCCCAGCGAAUUAUUGCAGCAUUUUGGCGUCGCAGAUGUGCAACAAGCCAGAGCCAUGUGGAUGGAAAGCUGGAACGAUGUGCUUACGAGCUACACGGACGAAGUUUGGGGUGACCUCGGGUCCCUCGCCCGACAAGCGCACCAAGAAAUUGAAGGGGCGCGCGGAGAUGGGACAGAAGCUACGACAGGCCCCGGCGAGAUGCAGGCACUUCAACGGCUCAGACAGAUUCUGGCCCAUGUUCGAGGCCGUUAA